Messenger RNA from Lucilia sericata (common green bottle fly), 1768 nucleotides. Its product is annotated as programmed cell death protein 6. The record is from RefSeq and is a predicted model, not a curated record. Bases 187 to 726 code for a protein of 179 amino acids. Lineage: Eukaryota; Metazoa; Arthropoda; Insecta; Diptera; Calliphoridae. The transcript has 3 exons. Gene Ontology annotation, molecular function: calcium ion binding.
GCCGCCGAUGUUUUUAGUGUCAGCCGCCGCCGCCGUUAAUAUUUGUCGGCGCUGACUGAAUUAUCCAGUCAGACUUUUUGUUGUAUUUGGGAAAUUGUUUGUUAAAAAGGAGAGUUUAUCAAUAUUACAAUAUUAUAUUAGUCAUUUAAUAAUAAACUUUUACAUAUUAAAAAUUAAUAAAUUAUAAUGGCGUAUAUGCAGCAAGCCCAAAUGCCUGACCAGCAAUUUUUAUGGGAUGUGUUUCAGCGAGUGGACAAAGAUCGCAGCGGCUACAUAUCGGCCGAUGAAUUACAAGUUGCUUUAUCCAAUGGAACGUGGAGUCCAUUUAAUCCUGAGACUGUUCGUUUAAUGAUUGGCAUGUUCGAUCGCGAAAAUCGGGGCACAGUUUCGUUUCACGAUUUUGGUGCUCUUUGGAAGUACGUUACGGAUUGGCAAAACUGUUUCCGAUCAUUUGAUCGUGACAAUUCCGGCAACAUUGAUAAAACUGAAUUAAAGACAGCACUCACAUCUUUUGGUUAUCGGCUUUCCGAUAAUAUUAUUGAUUUGUUGCUCCGUAAGUUUGAUCGUUUUGGUAGGGGAACAAUCUUAUUUGACGAUUUCAUUCAAUGCUGUAUUGUGCUAUACACAUUGACAUCUGCAUUCCGCCAACAUGACACAGAUAUGGAUGGCGUCAUAACUAUUCAUUAUGAACAAUUUUUAAGCAUGGUAUUCUCAUUAAAAAUUUAAUACGAAUCUUUGACAUUGACGUUGAUAUAUGUUAACCUAGUAAUCAUUAUUAACGAAUUCAAAAAUAAUCAAUAGUCUCAAGCUCUAUAUUCCUACGACCGCCUUAUGGUGCCAAAUACUGAAUACGUACGAACAAUACUAAAAUUGUUACAAUCAUAGAUUUUUUUAAUAUUAGUAUGUAUAGUGUCCCAUUUGAUUUUUUCUGACCGAGAAUUAUUGAGAUUUAUUGCUUUUUUUUAUGUGAGAACGCUACCCAGCAAAAAAAAGUGAGGAAAAAGAUGUAGAAUUUUCACCACAAAUAACAUACUUCCAAUUUUGGUGAAAAACCUAUGAAUUUUACAUUAGCGUAUCAUUGGAGGGAUGUUGUUCAAUUUUGACAACUUUGAACUGCAUCUAAUCUUAUUUUUAGAAGCAGUAAAAAUCCGAUAUUUGGAUGUCAAAAAUAAACCACAUUCUUUCAAUGACAUGCUUAUGUAAAUUUCAGUGGUUUUUCACCAAAGUGUGAUGUACUUCAAAUAUGUCAUUUGUAGUGACUUUUUUACAUCUCUUUCCUCACUUUUAACUGGGGUUUCAUUUGUAAGGAAAUAUUAAAGCGAAAAAUAUGUAAUCGCAUUUUUGGAUGUGAUUAAGAUGUCUUUUGUAAAGGAUGACAUCAAUUAUUUUUUGCUGGGUAAGCUUAAAAAAUUUUGUAUUACAACAUGGAAAAAUAAAUUGCGAAUGAAGUUUUGCCGUGAUUAACUAAGGGCAAAGUUUACUUUUUAAAAUGAAAAUAAUAGUUACUUUUCACAUAUUGAGCUCCUUAUUAUGAACUUAUUUAUACAACGGUUUCUCGAAAAGACAUUGGGUCACUAUUAACAUACUAACUACGUAUACUUAAAAAUGAAUCAAAACUAUUUUAAAUUGUAAAAAAAAUAUGAAUCUUUUUUAUGUCUUGUUAAGUAAUAUUUUUGGGUUAACCGUAUUUUAAUUAUUUGUAUUUACUAAGUAUUGUAAAAGUUAAAGAAAAAUAAAAUUUAUUUCAUUUUUCAUAUUAUAAACACAA